AUGGAUGAUGGUGAUGUUCAUGUUCGUGAGGUUACACCCGAACGUAUCGAUGGCCGGGGCUGUUGUCCGGAGAAACAAUAUUAUAAAAUCCGCCAACACAAAUGCCUGGAGAUUAAGGACUUUCAUACAACAUCUUGGAGGAGAAGAGCCCACGUUCCUGACACUGACACUGACACUGAUUACUUCGAGUCUAUGGAAAGAAAGCGUCAGAAAACCUUCAUAGAGUACAGGGAAUGCUAUCCCUCAGACGAUCUGUUUUGGUAUUUUCGGUCCAACCAGAAUGCAAAGGUUGGCAGAUGCGUCAUAGGUUACGGACAUGCCGCCUGUGACAUCGACAUGGAUAUUGACGUCCAUGUACUUCCAAAACCCAGUAAGGUCGAUGUCCACAACAAGUCUUUCACUCUUGAAGCAUCUUUGCUUCCUCCAUUGGCAUUUCCGCUGACGGUAAGAUAUGCUAAGCCGGUGGUCGUUCCGGGUCAACAAAUCAGUGAAUUCCUUUGCUUAAAAGCCCGCUUCGAAGAAAGCCCGCCUUCAUCUUUGCGCCUCGUUGGCGUAACGGCCAAGGCUAUUGUGAUGUCAAGCUCAUAUCCCAACUGGUUGCAGCAAUCCACCCGUAUGGCAACAUUGCUCGACACUGAUGAUAAGGUUGGACAAAAGCUUGACACUCUGCUGCGGACAGUACAAAUUCCAACCUCCAGCUUCUCGUGCAAGUUUCCAAACUGUUCGGGCACUUUUGUCUCUUACUGUGCAGCAACAUCACAUGCCCUUGAAGUGUCGGUCACCUUAUGGAGUCCCGACUGGCCAUUUUCGAAGCUGGGCACGACAAUUUUACGUAUACCAGUUGCAUUUAGGCCGUACGUUGCAGAGGCAUGGAGGGAGAAUCCCUUCCCGAACCCUCGUACAAUGGUGGUUCUAGGCCAGUUUAGACGGAAGCAUUUUCAGCCACACCUUGUGGCAGCAAAAGAGGUUGCCAGGUUGGCUGAGUACGACACGGUUUUGCUAUCCCAGGAGACUCGUGCCACGCCUGAGAAAAACAUUAUGUGGACCACUACAAUCAUCACAUAUAGCCAUCUAGACGCGACUGGGUCUCUGGCAAGGCAAACAGGUAAGAUCGACUGGGACAUGCCAGUACUGAAUCACAAGCCCCAAAUCGUACCCCAGCUUGAAAAAGCUCUGUGUUUUGCUCGCCCACGGGCAGAACUUGUUCACAAAACGAGUUGGGGUCGAAGCAUGGCUCUCCUGUCACAUUUAGGAUCUUUCUUCAAAGAAGACUCUCUAUAUGAUAAGGUGGUGUCUUCAAAGGGACUGGAAUACAGGCAAGAGCUCGCAGCGUUAGUCGGGUUUCGCCCGCCAAAGAACCUUCCUCAAGGACCUGGUUUCAACAUUGUGAGGCAUCUGACGCCGAUCCUGGACUUCCUCUGCAUCACCAUCGAAUACCUGAUGUAUCAUGAAAACUCGCUUUGCGCACCUGGUGAAUGUGUGGAAUUUGUUCGGCAGUUGGAACCAUUCAUGAUCCGUCUGGUGACGGUCAGGGUCGUCAUUGACGUCAUGGUUAAGACAAAAGGAGGCUUGGUGCGUUACGAUUCUUGCAAGCGAGAUCUAAAGGAGCAAAUAUGGAGUGGUCGCAAAAUUGUGAGCGAGUACAUGGUGGGACCAAGACGUUUUUACGUUUGGCAAUUACCCAUGGACUUUUUCAAAGCGAAUCUUCCUCAUUUGCAACCAACUUUCAUCACGAACUCCAAGGCGAGGUCGUACAGGCUCGAAGUUGAUAUCGAGUUGUCCCACCAUUGGCCUCGCGGGCUUAGCUGUCUGAUUCCCAUCAGCGUGCUCUAUGAAAAACCUUAG
Messenger RNA from Candidozyma pseudohaemuli, 1845 nucleotides. RefSeq lists its product as uncharacterized. NCBI's taxonomy places the organism in Eukaryota, Fungi, Ascomycota, Pichiomycetes, Serinales, Metschnikowiaceae. Bases 1 to 1845 code for a protein of 614 amino acids. The record is from RefSeq and is a predicted model, not a curated record. The transcript has a single exon.